CUGACGCAGAGUGCGGAGGACCGGCCCCGGUGACCGUGAACAUCAGACCAUGCUCGCCUCCAGCAGCUGGUGCUGUGUCACCCAGUCAGCGGCGGAGGACCCGACCAUCUGAAGCGGAGUAGGGGUAGUCGGCUAAGCUGCUUACAGCCCUGCCAGCAGGCCCACGGUGGAAGUGGUGCGAAGAAUGGACGGCUUCAUCACGUCAGCGAAACAUGGCAUGUAAGAGGAGGCACUGUUCGGUACCGCCGGCUCAGAAACUGGAUCAGACCCCCUGAAGGAAUGUUCACACUCACUGAAGUAGCCUCCCUGAAUGACAUCCAGCCAACUUACAGAAUACUGAAGCCAUGGUGGGAUGUCUUCAUGGAUUAUCUUGGUAUUGUCAUGUUGAUGUUGGCCAUAUUUUCUGGAACCAUGCAGUUAACUAAGGACCAAGUAGUUUGUCUUCCCAUUCUGGAGCAAACUCCAGAGGGGGCCGGGGGCUUCUUGGAACCUCAAGCACAAGAACCAACUGAUGGUUUAUGGAACAAAGAAAGCGCCAUUGGGGAGCAGGCGGCUCCUCUCAUGGCUAAGAGGCGUCCUGACAGCGUCACACCUACCAUUCGCUUCACACAGCCAGCUACCAUUGGACAGCCCCACCCUACAGGUGUCAGGACCAAGCUGGAUUUUCAGCAGUAUGUUUUUGUCAACCAGAUGUGCUACCAUGUCGCCCUUCCUUGGUACUCAAAAUAUUUCCCAUACCUCGCUCUAAUUCACACUAUUGUAUUAAUGGUCAGCAGCAACUUCUGGUUCAAAUACCCCAAAACAAGUUCAAAAGUAGAACAUUUUGUUUCCAUACUUGGAAAGUGUUUCGAAUCCCCGUGGACUACUAAAGCCCUGUCUGAGACCGCGUGCGAGGACUCGUCAGAGAACAAGCAGAGGCUGGCCGGGGCGUCCUCUCUCCUGAAACACCUGUCCACGAGCAGCGAGGAGGGCAGUCCCAACCAGUCCGCUCCAAUGCUGACUAAAUCAGGCGUUACCUUUUCUGCUGAAAAGCUUGUGAGCGAAAUUCCCUCCAUGACCAUACUGGACAAGAAAGAUGGUGAGCAAGCGAAAGCCCUGUUUGAGAAAGUCAGGAAAUUCCGUGCUCACGUGGAAGACAGUGAUCUGAUUUACAGACUCUAUGCCAUACAGACUGUAAUCAAAACUGUGAAAUUUAUUUUGAUCCUGUGCUACACGAUGACCUUUGUUGCUUAUAUAGAUUUUGACCAUGUGUGUGAGCCUGAAAUAAAGCAUUUGACUGGAUAUACCAAGUUCCACUGUACGCAUAACAUGGCAUUUAUGUUAAACAAGCUUCUUGUCAGUUAUAUUGCUCUUAUAUGCGUUUAUGGCAUUAUCUGCAUAUACACACUGUUCUGGCUUUUUCGGCGACCACUCAAGGAGUAUUCCUUCGAAAAAGUCAGAGAGGAGAGCAGCUUCAGUGACAUUCCUGACGUUAAGAAUGACUUUGCUUUCCUCCUCCACAUGGUGGAUCAAUACGACCAGCUGUAUUCAAAACGUUUUGGCGUUUUUCUCUCUGAGGUGAGUGAGAACAAACUUCGGGAAAUCAGCUUAAACCACGAGUGGACCUUUGACAAGUUGCGGCAGCAUGUAACGCGCAAUCCUCAAGAUAAGUUGGAACUUCAUCUUUUCAUGCUAUCUGGAGUUCCGGAUGCUGUGUUUGAUCUCACGGACUUGGAAAUCCUGAAACUGGAAUUAAUCCCAGAGGCCAAAAUAACAGCGAAGAUCUCUCAAAUGAUAAACCUCCAAGAGCUGCACUUCUACCACUGUCCGGCCAAAGUUGAGCAGACAGCUUUCAUUUUCCUUCGAGAUCACCUCCGGUGCCUUCACGUCAAAUUCACAGAUGUCGCAGAGAUUCCUAGCUGGGUAUACAUGUUGAAGAAUCUAAGGGAACUGUACUUGGUAGGUAACCUGAACUCCGAGAACAACAAACUGAUUGGGCUCGAGUCUCUGCGGGAUCUCAGGCACUUAAAGAUUCUGCACCUCAAAAGCAACCUCACAAAGAUCCCGACAAACAUAACCGAUUUGUCCCCACAUCUGUUAAAGCUGGUUAUUCAUAAUGAUGGUACGAAGCUCUUAGUGCUGAACAGUUUGAAGAAAAUGAUGAACCUCGCAGAGCUGGAACUGCAUAACUGUGAGCUGGAGCGAAUCCCUCACGCCAUCUUCAGUUUGAACAACCUUCAGGAACUUGAUCUCAAAUCCAACAACAUUCGCACCAUUGAGGAGGUCAUCAGUUUUCAGCACCUGAAAAGACUAACAUGUCUCAAACUGUGGCACAAUAAGAUCAUCACCAUUCCACUGUCCAUCAGCCAUGUUAAAAACCUUGAGUCACUAUAUCUCUCACACAACAAGCUGGAAUCUCUACCUUCCCCAUUAUUCACUCUUCUCAAGUUGAGGCACCUCGAUGUUAGCCAUAAUUCUGUAGUGGUAAUCCCACCAGAGGUGGGCUUUCUGCAGAAUCUCCUGUAUUUUGCCAUUGCAGGCAACAAAGUGGAGGCAGUCCCCAAGCAGCUGUUCAAGUGUAUCAAACUGAGGACUUUAUGCCUUGGCCACAACUGUAUCUCCUCUGUUCCAGAGAAAAUUGGCCAGCUGUCUCAGCUCACACAUCUGGAACUGAAGGGAAACUGUCUGGAUCGUCUCCCGGCUCAGCUCGGUCAGUGCUCCCUCCUCCGCAGGAGUUGCCUGAUUGUGGAGGAUCAUCUCUUUGAUUCGCUUCCAAUUGAAGUCAAAGAAAGCAUCAAUCAAGAAGCCAGUGUUUCUUUUGCUAAUGGAUGUAAAUGUUUAAGUGAUGGACGGUAGUUAGAUCCUAAAUGGCACCAAAUGUCAGGCAUUUCAUCUCAAGUCUUUGUUUUUGAAGUGCAUCAUUGCUAGAAACAGCUGUUCAGAGUAGAGUGCACUUCUGGGUCUACACAGGAAACAAAGCACAGCACAUACCAGGUUGGUACCACGUGAGAAACUUUAGCUCAGACUCAGAAAACAUCAUGAUUUUGUCUUUUUCAUUUUGUUUUCAGUUACUGUAAAUGCAUAGCAGCAGCUCAGACACCUUCUCACCCUUUGUAUGCACAGAUAUCUACAGAUAUAAUAUUGAUACAGUACCUUUAACUGCUGUGACUUCAUUUGGUUUUCUUCAACUGUUGCUGUCUUCACAGCUUAAAUGAGGAGUUUGUGUAAAGAGUGAGAUGAAAAGGACUGAUGGCUGCAUGCAUCUCCAGUCAGAUCGCUUAGCUUAGCUUAGCUUAGCAGUAGAGCAGAAACAUGGGGAAAUGGCUACACCGGCUGUGUCUGAAUGUGAAAUUAAAUUCUUCAUGCAUAUCUAAGGCUCACUAAGUAACGUACAGUAUUCAUAGCCUGGUGGUUUCUCCCUGCUUUAAGCUCAGCUAACUGUAGCUCUGUAUUUAACAUAAAAUUAUUGUCAAUCUUUUCAUGCAACCCACAGUCCCCCCAAAAGUUCUCAAAACGGCAGUACUAUCCCUUUAAAAGGUGACAUGUAUUUCUUAGUUUAUGCAUGUGCCUUAUUCAUUUGACAUUUAUUAUUUAAGAAAUGAAACAAAAGCAGUAUUUUCAUGUCCCUGCAUGAUUCACAGACCUCACUGUUGUACGGUUUUUAUCAAGCACUUUAUCGCUAAUUGAAUCUGUACCAGAAAUAUUAUCCAGAGAAAACAGAAAGCUGUUUUCAAAAUCCAUGAACAAUAUUCUGAUGGAGGGAACGUCACAAUAGACCCGAGUUCUCAAAACUGGGAAAUAAAAGACUGUUGUUUGCAGCAAAAACUACACAAACGCCAACAAAGAUGCUGUUAGCAGUUAUUGUUAACACAAACAGUCGGGCUGUACUUACCCAUCUUUCUCUGGUAGGUCUGUGAAACACAGAAUAAAGUACAAAUGUCUGCAUACACUUAUUAAACAUAUUCAUUAGGCUGUGAUGCAUUUUGAUGCUGCACACCAAAAUGUUCCCGUGAAUCCUUUUUGCUCUUUCUUCAUCCUUCAGUUCGGACGUUAUUGCUUUUUUAGAAGUAGACACCAUUUUGCUUUCAGCCACAUCACAAAGAUUCCUUUUAAAAAAAGUAUUUUGACUUCUGCUGUUAUGUCUGGUUAUGUUUUAUUGUGCUAAUCACAAUACUUAUCAUGUGUUUUGUGUGUAUUUUCAUUGUUUCUUUCUGCUAAACCUGUUUUUAAAUGUGUUAUAUGAACAAAGGAAUAUUAUACAGUUGUUAUUGCUAUUACUGAAUGCUAGAAGUUAUAAUAAAAUUGCACUGCAAUGCUUUUUAUGCACCAGAAUUGGGAAAUACUCCAUAUUUUGGGUUGUUGAAACCCUGGUCACAGAGAGUAAGGCUGCGGGCACACACAGGGAGACAGACUCACACCUGCAGCCAGGUUAGAACCACCAGGUAACCUAAAGCGUGCAUGUUUUUGGACUGUGGUGCAGGAACAGGGAGAACAUGC
Messenger RNA from Archocentrus centrarchus (flier cichlid), 4476 nucleotides. RefSeq names its product leucine rich repeat containing 8 VRAC subunit Db (gene lrrc8db). The record is from RefSeq and is a predicted model, not a curated record. Gene Ontology annotation, molecular function: protein binding. NCBI's taxonomy places the organism in Eukaryota, Metazoa, Chordata, Actinopteri, Cichliformes, Cichlidae. The transcript is spliced from 2 exons. The coding region runs from base 280 to 2835 and encodes 851 amino acids. Gene Ontology annotation, cellular component: plasma membrane; cytoplasm; monoatomic ion channel complex. Gene Ontology annotation, biological process: monoatomic anion transmembrane transport; aspartate transmembrane transport.